GUUACACAAAUCUGCGUGAAAAUUCUUUUGUCUUUUCGGUCGCUGCGUGAAAGUUACUCGUUGCUCUGUGUACAUCGAGUUCUGCGUGAGGCGGACGAGCAAGAGCACGCACUAGCGCUUGGUCUACCUACCACCCAAAACAAGAGAAACUGGCUUCUUGAUGUGGUGAAAAAUGUUCCUAUCCCCAGUGUGGUCGAUAAACUGACGCCGCAGUGAAUCGCUACGGUGAAAUGCCAUCUCUGCUUUUAGCUAAUUACUAGAAAAACGACUUUAAAGUUUACAACUGUAUAAGUUUGGGGUUUUUUAACAAACGUUCUUCAGUUUUUGCCAUAAGUCUUAAUAACUAUUCAUCGAAGCAUCGCUCUGCAUUGAUCGCGAAAAAACGUAAAAUAAAGCUUGAAACCGAGAAAUUGAUUGUACUUAGUCCACUGUGACUGAACGAUUUGAGGAAAAUCUACAAUCAACUACAGUUCGCACUCAAGUUUUUACAUAUAUGAUGAAAAAAUAAUGCACAAGUAGGACAACAGUUAAUAGGAAUGGUGUAUAAUAGGAGCAGGAAGUUUGAAUUUUGAUAUUUCUGUUAUUACACUGAUGAUUACCAUUUUCAAUUUUUAUGUUCAGUCAGAGUGGACCAAGCACAACAGUUCAUUAUCACGAAGGGUAGUCAAUUAUUGAGCUAUUUAUAAAUUCUUUACUUGAACAUUCAAUAGUCAACAACUUUUGAACGUAUUUCCAUAGUUCGGUACGUUUUUGAAAUAUUGUAGUUACAUAGUUCAUAAUAAUUUAUUCAGAGGACUGGCGUUUUACAAAAAUUCGUUCAGACAGGAUGAACCAAGUACGCGAUUAUUAAAUAACCGGUGAAAUCAAUUUCUUCAUGAAACGGGUAAUGGUACAUUUGAAUAUGAUGCCCAUCAGCUACUAAACAAACAUAUUUUGAUUUGGAAAGGAUGACGAAGAAUAAGGUAAUUUCAAUUAUUUUUCUUAGAGACACAUAGUCCACUCUGUCUGCACGCGAAAUGUCACAAUAUGCUUCAAUACGAUGAUCUGUAAAAUACGAUAUUUACCAAUAUAAAAUGAGUUUUUACGUGCUUUCUUGAUCAAUAAUCAUUAGAAAAUGCGUUGGGGAGUCAUACGAUUUGGAAACGUAUUAUAUUUUGAUGAUAAAACUAUUUUGAUUAUUGGAUUUUAACCAAUCCAUAUUUUUUUUUUAAUUCUCUUGACAUCAAGCACUUGGUCCAUUCUGACUGCACAGUAUUAUCGAUUUUCGCAGUUCAAUCAAAAGAAAACUGUGCUAUAACUCUCGUUAAUUGUAACAUUAAGAAAAUCGGGUUAAUGUUCCAAGUAGCCAAAGUAAUUCUUAACCAAAUGCCUUUAAAAUCUAAUUUUCGUCAGUUUUGUUACUUGGUACUCUCUGGCUACGCCGACCAGAUAACAUGAUGAACAAAUUUAAACUAUUUUACAUAUCCCGUUAAAAUUUUACCGUAAUGAAGCACAGAGACCAGACGUUCAUCUUAGUUCUCGUUGUGUAAAACUUUGAAACGGUCAUACUUGAGAAUGUCAUUAUGCUUUCGUUGCGUGGUGCUAGCGUCCCAGCACUAGCAUUACAGUACCAUGUUCUCAUUUUUGGUUCUCGGAUUCACCCUUAUUUUGGUAUUUUAGCGCUAACGCCGCUUUGUGUAUGUAACGAUGCGAUGGUUUGAACUUAAGCUUUACUUUCAGUGUAGGUAAGUACCGGAGUUGAUGGGGGCACUGCUACGUCAGACAGCGAGGGAAACAGGAUCAUUGGACGAGAGACACUGGAGCAGGUCAGACGCUACGCUCGGUUAAAGCUCGGACGGUCGAGAAAACGGACAAUUUACAAUGGCUUCGAGGAUGUUAAUUGAUGCGGCAGCAAUGCCACCGUUCAAAGCGGGAGAUGAUCCGAGAAACAACUGGAUAAAAUGGAAAAAAGCUCUGGAGCGAUUCUUGCGCGUUAACAAGGUUGAAGCUGACGAAGAAAAAUAUGAUUUACUGCUUGUUUUGGGGGCGAUUGAGCUACAAUCGUUUUACGAUAAAAUCACGAAAUGGGAGUGCCGCCAACCGACAUCUGAUACUGGUGAUGAGUUUGUGGUUUUGCAGUAUGAGUCGGCCAUAGCGUCACUGGACGCGUAUUUCGCACCACAACUCAACAAACGAUUUGAGCGUCAUCUUUUUCGUGCUAUGAAGCAGGAGAGCCAGGAACCCUUUGAGGAAUUCGUGUUCCGCCUCAAAGAUCAGGCAAACCGAUGUCAAUUUAGUGACGUGGACGAUGCGAUCGUGGACCAGAUCAUAGAAGGCUGCAUCUCACCGGAGCUGAGGAAAAAGUUGUUGACUGAAGAUCUCAACUUGCACGAAACAACCGUCCUGGGCAAAACUCUGGAGGAAGUUCAAAAGCAGACAAAAGAAUACGCGAAACCGUCGACAUCUGGAUUGUCUAGCCUGGAAGGAACGGUACAGAAGAUCAACGAUAAGUUUGCCAGCAAGCAGAGGACAUCGAUUACAAACACCCGAAAAUGCUAUAACUGCAACAAAGCCGGCCACGUAGCGAAGGAUCUCGAUAAAUGUCCAGCACGAAAUGUAGCUUGUCACUCUUGCGGAUGUGUAGGACAUUUUGCCGUAUGUUGUAGGAAACGAAGAUACGAGCCAGGACCUUCCACGAUUCCGGAGAAAAAGGCUAGAGUUCACGCUAUCGUGUCACCGCAGGAUAAACGAGAUGGAGUUUUCUUUGUACGUACAGGAGAAGAACUUGACGAGGUUCUGUUGCUUGAUCUGGGAGGAGUUCGAGCGAAAAUGCUAGUGGACUCCGGAUCUCCGGCGAAUAUAAUCAACCCAGAGACCUAUACACAUCUGAAAGCAAACCGAGCAGCUAUGGUGAAUGACAGAACACCGCGACAGGAAGAACUGAAGCUGAAACCUUUUGCAUCGGAUGAGGAAAUACGGUUCAGCAGAGUCUUCGAAGUUGAAAUAAAGGUUCCGGAUGAAGAAAGUGGAAUUUGGGCCCAUGUUCUAGUAGCUCCAGAAGGCCAAGUUAAUCUCCUGAGCAAAGGGACGGCAUUUGCGCUGGGAGUUCUUAAGAUCGGUUACAAGGUGAAUCGCCUAACUGAUUCAGCAAUCACCUGCACCGACGAAUUUCCGAAAAUUCCGAACACGAUGCUGAAAAUCCAGGUCGACAAAACAGUUCAUCCCGUAGUUCAACCAGUUCGACGAUUUCCGAUCGCUAUGGAAGCAGAUGUGGAGGAUGCGAUUAACGAUUUGGUCAAAAAGAAGAUCGUAGAAAGAGCGGAGGGACCUUUGACCUGGGUGUCUCCGUUAGUACCCAUCAGAAAGACGGACGGGAAAAUUCGGCUGUGCGUGGAUAUGCGAGCGGCUAAUCGGGCGGUCAUAAGGGAGAAUUAUCCCAUGCCAAAUAUUGACAGCGCAAUGGCAACGAUUACUAAGGUAAGGAAUUGAUUCUACUUUAUUUUCUCGGGUAAAAAAAAAAUGAUUAUGGAAAAUUUUGAAACAGGCCGUGAAGAUGUCAAAAAUUGACCUGGAAGCAGCAUAUUACCACUUCGAACUACAUCCCGAGAGCAGAGAUAUUACUACGUUUGUAGCAAGAAGUGGUGUCUACCGUUUCCGUCGCCUCAUGUUUGGGAUAAAAUCUGCUCCAGAGUUGUUCCAACGUGAGAUGGAAUCCGUAUUUAGGGGCAUCGAGGGUCUAAUCGUCUAUAUGGAUGAUUUGUUGCUACAUGGCGAGACUGAGGAAGCACAUGAUCGUACUCUGGAGGAAGUGAUGAAGCGAAUCGCGGAGAUGAAACUGAAAAUUAAUGAGCAGAAAUCGGUAUUCGGCGUGAGCGAACUUUUUUUCCUGGGAUACCACAUCUCCGAAGAUGGCAUUCGACCCACAGGCGAUAAAAUCCAGGCCAUACAAAACUUGCAACCACCAAAAUCUGAUUCUGACCUAAGAUCUCUCUUGGGAUUGAUCAAUUUCCUGGGCAGAUUCGUUCCUAAUUUGGCAGAUUUGACUUUUCACAUGCGCCAGCUGCUUGUGAAAGGUACCCCAUUCGAAUGGAAGGCAUCACACGACCAGGAACUCAACAAACUAAAGGAACUUCUGGGAAAGGUGGAUUCGUUGGCCUUCUUUGACCCGACAGACGAAACCUUACUGGUUACCGACGCCAGUCCAGUUGGGCUUGGUGCCAUACUGAUCCAGAUUAAGAAUGGCUCUCCUAGACCAAUAUCGUGUGUAUCCAAAAGUUUGACAGCAUGCGAAAAAAAGUACUGUCAGACUGAAAAAGAGUGUUACGCAAUUAUUUGGGCUAUGGAGAAGUUGUUCAUGUACCUCUACGGACUACAUUUUACACUCAUCACUGAUUGUAAGCCCCUGGAGUACCUCUUUAAUAGGGCACAAUCUAAACCGUCAGCUAGGAUUGAGCGCUGGAUUCUCAGACUGCAAAGCUUCGACUUCACGGUUAGAUACGAACCGGGUGAAAACAAUCUAGCUGACUCUCUAUCCCGACUUUCGCAGAUAGACCAUGUUUCAGAGGAAGGCUCGGAUGUGAUCGCUUGGUUAUCGGAAGAAAUCAAACCAUCGGCGAUAUCAAUUGAAGAAAUCGGUAAAGCAACCAUUGAAGAUGACGAGCUGCAAAGAGUGAAGGAGGCCAUUUGCUCAGAGGAUUGGGAAGGUGUACCAGCCGAGUAUAAGACAGCGACUGUUCGCAGUGAGCUUAGUUUGUAUGAUGACCUAGUGCUUCGAGGCGACAGGAUCGUGAUUCCCGGACAAUUACGAGCAAAAGUAAUUGACAUUGCCCACUUGGGACACCAGGGCUCCACUGCAAUGAAAGCUCAACUUCGAGCCAAAGUCUGGUUUCCUCAGAUGGACAAAGCAGUAGAGUCGACUGUCCGGAACUGUAAGCCCUGCAUCAUGACAUCGAUCCCUGAUAAGCCGAACCCGCUGUCCCGACGACUUCCGACGGAGCCAUGGCAGGACCUCGCCAUAGAUUUUAAAGAAGGACUGCCGGAUGGUUUGUCGUUGCUGGUAGUGGUAUGUUAUACUUGUCGGUUCGUUCAAGUUGAACCAAUGAAACCAGCGACAACACAACGUGUCAUUGGAGCAUUACUGAGAAUGUUCAGUUCUUUUGGAAUCCCGCGGUCAAUUACGGCAGACAAUGGACCGCAAUUCAGAGCUGCAGAGUUUUCGAAGUUUUGUAACUGCUACGGGAUUCAUCUCAACCUAUCAACACCAUACUGGCCAGAGCAAAAUGGUGCUGUGGAGCGCCAAAUGAGGAACAUUGGAAAAAGGUUGAAGAUCAGUGCGAUACAAGAUACCAACUGGAAGACGGAUUUAUACGAAUACCUCACACUGUACCAUGCAACUCCACAGGAGACCACCGGUUUAUCUCCUGGACAGAUGAUGUUUGGUAGAGAUAUACGGACUCGCAUACCUUCGAUCUAUCAACCACCGAAACUGAGAUGGGAAGCAGCAAAGGAUAGGGACAUGAUGAUGAAAGAAAACCAUCAACGAUAUGCUAAUGAAGAACGUAAUACAAAGGAGCAUAAUCUGAAGAGGGGAGACGUUGUACUGAUGCGUGAUCUCAAUCCGGGAGCCAUGCAGCCAAACUUCAGACAGGAAGAGUUUCAGGUAACACAGGUGGAUAAGGGAGCAGUCACUGUGAAAUCGACGAAUACUGGGAAGGUAUACUUGCGGAACAGCACACAUCUUAAGAAACUUAAGGACGCCUGUUCUGAGGAAGAUGCUACGGCACAGCCAAAUGACUACAAUGGUUCAAACGAGGCUGGCCCACAGGAUGAUGAUAGAUAUUCAGGAACAUCAUGUGAGGCUGCCGGACAGGUGGAUUCGAAUACGGAUGACACUGCAGACAAAUGUGAUCAGCGACCCAAACGUGCCAGCAGACUACCGAAUAAGUUUCAGGAUUUUGUGAUGAAUAUUGACGAGUAGAAAGGCUAAGGAUUGAUGUGAGUUACGGAACUUUUAAAUAAAGAUGUUUGAUUUGAUAACUCGUUAGAGGGUCGGAUUUUCUAUCUAAAAAUAGGAGGGAUGUAACGAUGCGAUGGUUUGAACUUAAGCUUUACUUUCAGUGUAGGUAAGUACCGGAGUUGAUGGGGGCACUGCUACGUCAGACAGCGAGGGAAACAGGAUCAUUGGACGAGAGACACUGGAGCAGGUCAGACGCUACGCUCGGUUAAAGCUCGGACGGUCGAGAAAACGGACAAUUUACAGUGUACUAAUCUAUUUUAGCGAUCAGCAUCACCAUCGUGUAGUCAAAACGAGUUUAUGCGUCAGAGUAUCUCCGUAGGUGACUUUGAGCUACGCUUCAACGGUUUACACACGUUUUCAACGAUCUUUUGUUAGAGUUUAAAUAUCUGUGACUGCACGACGGUGGUCGGUGAUUUUACGGCUAU
This is a messenger RNA of Aedes albopictus (Asian tiger mosquito), 6420 nucleotides long. RefSeq lists its product as uncharacterized. The record is from RefSeq and is a predicted model, not a curated record. The transcript has 2 exons. NCBI's taxonomy places the organism in Eukaryota, Metazoa, Arthropoda, Insecta, Diptera, Culicidae. The coding region runs from base 3533 to 5956 and encodes 807 amino acids. Gene Ontology annotation, biological process: DNA integration. Gene Ontology annotation, molecular function: nucleic acid binding; zinc ion binding.